This is a messenger RNA of Pseudonaja textilis, 3649 nucleotides long. The record is from RefSeq and is a predicted model, not a curated record. Lineage: Eukaryota; Metazoa; Chordata; Lepidosauria; Squamata; Elapidae.
GGCGGCGGCGGAGGCGGCGGCCGCCCUUGCGCUUCCUGCCCAGCCGGGGCUCAAGGGCGGCGGGAGGGGGCUCCGCAGCCCCGCCGCUCGCCCGCCCGUCCGCCUCCGGCCCGGCGCCGGAGCAGCAGCGCCUGCAUUGCAGAAGCCAGCCGCCCGCCCGGUCCUGCCCUCCGCCUGCCUGCCAGCCAGCAGAGCGGCCGCAGCCUCCGCCAGCCGGGAGGGAUGCCGGCGCUGCGCUUCCCCGGCGCAGAUUUCUCAGGAGACGUAACUUACUCUCACGGCUUACUGUGAAGAUAAAAAUGAACUAGCCUCUUCACCAUCUGACGCACGCUGGCGAAACUUGACUUCAAGUCUGCUGAAAAUGGAUGUCUUGUAACCUUCCUCCUUCUGCUGCCCAGUUAGCAGCUACCCUACAUGCUCCCAUGACUCUUGAUAUGGAUGCUGUCCUCUCAGACUUCGUUCAGUCCACGGGGGCAGAGCCUGGUCUAGCCAGAGACUUGUUGGAAGGCAAAAACUGGGAUUUCACCGCUGCUUUGAGUGACUAUGAACAGCUCAGGCAGGUGCACACAGCUAACCUGCCCCACGUGUUCAACGAAGGGAGGUAUCCCAAACAGCAGCCGCAGCAAAAGCCGGAGAAAGAACCUUCCCAACAGGUGAACAAGGGUGAGCGGCUCUCCUUUCCUCGGCAGGAGGACACCUCCCAAGAGAAGAGGCUUUCUAGAGGAAUCUCCCACGCCAGCUCCGCCAUUGUCUCUCUCGCCCGCUCUCACGUGGCCACCGAAUGUAACAAUGACCACUUCUCUCUGGAGAUGCCCAUCUACACCUUCCAACUUCCCGACCUCAGCGUUUACAGUGAAGAUUUCAGGAGCUUCAUCGAGAGGGACUUGAUCGAGCAAGCCACCAUGACCGCUUUGGAACAAGCUGGUCGGCUCAACUGGUGGUCAACGGCAUGUACCAGCUGCAAGCGUCUUCUUCCAUUGGCCACAACCGGGGAUGGGAACUGCCUCUUGCACGCUGCUUCUUUGGGGAUGUGGGGUUUCCACGACCGAGACCUCGUCUUACGGAAAGCCCUUUACACCAUGAUGAGGAGUGGGGCCGAAAGGGAAGCUUUGAAGAGAAGGUGGAGGUGGCAGCAGACCCAGCAAAACAAAGAGAGUUUUGUAGAAGUUUCGGUGUCUACCUGCCAAUUCUGGUACCACGGAAAUGACGAUCAGUGGUUCACAGUGGAGAAUUCGGAAGACCCCGUCUACGAGAGCCUGGAGGAGUUUCACGUUUUUGUAUUGGCCCAUGUUUUAAGGCGACCGAUUGUCGUUGUGGCAGAUACAAUGCUACGGGAUUCAGGAGGAGAAGCAUUUGCACCCAUCCCCUUUGGUGGAAUUUACUUGCCCUUGGAAGUCAUGUCCAACCGAUGCCAUUGUUCUCCCCUGGUCCUCGCUUAUGACCAAGCCCAUUUCUCGGCCCUCGUAUCAAUGGAACAGAAAGACCAACAGAAGGAGCAAGCGGUGAUCCCCCUGACCGAUUCUGAGCAUAAAUUACUGCCUUUGCACUUCGCGGUUGAUCCGGGCAAAGACUGGGAAUGGGGCACCGAUGACAGUGAUAACAUCAAAUUGGCCAAUUUGAUUCUGUCUCUGGAGGCCAAGCUCAACCUUCUGCACAGUUACAUGAAUGUAACCUGGAUUCGCAUGCCGUCAGAAACACGGGCUCCGUUGGCUCAACCGGAAUCUCCUACUGCCUCCGCUGGAGAAGAUGUCCAGUCGCUGGCAGACUCCAUGGAUUCAGACAGGGAUUCCAUCUGUAGUAAUUCCAACAGCAAUAACGGCAAAAACGGGAAAGAGAAAGAGAAGCAGAGGAAAGACAAGGAGAAGAACCGAGGGGAUUCGGUGGCUAACAAACUUGGAAGUCUCAGCAAGACUCUGGGCAUCAAGUUGAAGAAGAACAUGGGUGGUCUUGGUGGGUUGGUCCAUGGCAAGAUCAACCGAGCCAACGCUGGGAACGGCAAAAACGGGGAGAUCACAGAGAAGCCUAAAGAGAAGAAGUCCAAAUCGCGUAAAGGAAGCAAAGAGGAAUCGGGCCGCUCUGCGAGCACGUCUCCCUCGGAGAAGACCACCCCGUCACCCACGGAGAAGGCGAGUAUCUCCCCCGCGGAAAAGGCCAACUCGAAAUCUCCGUCCGAGAAGCAGCCGGACUCCUGGAAAUACAGCACAGACGUGAAGCUGAGCCUCAACAUCUUGAGAGCCGCCAUGCAAGGAGAGCGGAAGUUCAUUUUUGCCGGCCUUCUCCUGACCAGCCAUAGACACCAGUUCCACGAGGAGAUGAUUGGCUACUACUUGACCAGUGCCCAAGAGCGCUUCAGUGCUGAACAGGAGCAGAAGAGGAAAGAGGCGGAGAAGAAGGCCGCGGCUCUCGGCGGCUCCUCUUCUCGGAAAUUGGACCAAGAAGGGUUUUCCAAGGAGAAGCUGGACUCAUCUCCUCAGGGGAGGGCAUCACCAGUGUUGUCUCAAAGCCAUACCACUCAGCUGGUUUUAAAGUUCAAGGACCGUUCUGCUCCCACAGCGGCUUCUUUCUCGUCCCCUAGCAACAGCGCCAAGAAGAGUGGUCCCAUCCCAGUAUCUGCCCAUUAUAGCCAUACGCCCCCCGUCCAAAGGCAGAGCGUCAUCCACUUGCACGACUUCAACGCCAAGCCAUCCAGCUCCCAAGACGACGCCUACAAGCCCGUGGUGGGCACCCUUAAAACGUGCGCCACCUAUCCUCAGCAGAACCGCUCCUUGUCCUCGCAGAGUUAUAGUCCGGCCCGGAUAGCCGACAUCCGUACGGUCAACACGGUGGAAUCCUUGGCCUACACUCUGCCCACGGACCCCAAGUCACAAACGUACACCAAUGGGUUUAAUAACAGCAACGACAUUAGAGACAGCUUAGAGUACGUGGACGAAGAAGCUCCACAAACCUGGUUGAACAAUGAGAAAAACAGAAGCAGGACCACGGUUUGCCCCCUGUACGCCAUCCAGCAGAACCGUUGCAAGACGGAGAAUUGCUCCUUUUACGGCCGCCCCGAAACCAAGAACUUCUGCUCCUGCUGCUACAAGGAGGAACUCAAACGUAGGGAGCGGGAGAGUAAAAGGUCCCGGCAUUGAAGACGUGGAGCUCUUCGAAUAAAUAUUUAUUUCAUUCUUUUUCUUACUUAGGACAUACUGUUAUGUGGUAAGGGACUGAAAGAGGAAAGAACCGGGGCGGGGAGGGAGGGGGGUUCUAGAAAGCGCUAGCUUUUCAAAUUUUUCUUUUUUUGCAGCGGGGUCGUGGGCAGGAAAACAAAAAACAAAACAAAACAAAAAAAAAAGAAAGCGGGGAUCUGUGGUUGAUCAAGAGUUGGUGGCUUCCCAUUUCACUGGUGUCUUUUUUACACACGCUGGUAAUCGGAAAGGGUCUUUACUUCUCUGUCAGUGCUGUAUCUGCGUGGUCAAAACUUUACUAAUGGUGCCUGAAUUCACACUGACAUCACUCAGGUAGUAGAAAGGUUAGGGAAAAAGUCAUAAAAAUAGAAGACGUGGUGUGGUAAGUGUUCAUGUGUGUCUGCCUCAUUCUGUAGAUCAGAGGUGGGGAACUCUGGGCCUUUUGGGAGUGUGGACUGGCUCAGGAAUUCUGGGAGCUGAAG